Brassica oleracea var. oleracea is the source of this 1594-nucleotide messenger RNA. RefSeq names its product serine carboxypeptidase-like 50. Gene Ontology annotation, molecular function: serine-type carboxypeptidase activity. The transcript has a single exon. The record is from RefSeq and is a predicted model, not a curated record. Gene Ontology annotation, biological process: proteolysis. The coding region runs from base 90 to 1454 and encodes 454 amino acids. NCBI's taxonomy places the organism in Eukaryota, Viridiplantae, Streptophyta, Magnoliopsida, Brassicales, Brassicaceae.
UACAUUGGUUAGGAGACAAAACACAAAAGUAUGUUACGCAGUCAAAUGAUACAAAACGAUCUUUACGUAAAGCCACGAGGUAGUGGCGAAUGGUGAUAAUGAAGCACGUCCCUACAGUCUUCUUUUUUCUCUCCACUCUCCUCCUUCUCGUCUCCGUCGAAUCUCUACGGCCACCACUGUUUCCCGAUGAAGCUCUCCCUACUAAAUCCGGUUACCUUCCGGUUAAACCCGCCCCAGGCUCCUCCAUGUUCUACGCCUUCUACGAAGCCCAAAAGCCAACCACUCCUCUUCCCAACGACACUCCCCUCCUCGUUUGGCUCCAAGGUGGGCCAGGCUGCUCUUCCAUGAUCGGCAACUUCUACGAGCUCGGCCCUUGGCGCGUGCUUUCAAACGCCACCAAUCUCGAACCCAACCCUGGCGCCUGGAACCGCCUCUUCGGUCUACUUUUCUUGGAUAGCCCCAUCGGAACCGGGUUCAGCAUCGCCGCUUCGAAACAAGACAUACCAAGAAAUCAAAAACAGGUGGCAGAGCAACUCUACGCAGCCCUCGCGGAGUUCAUCGAGCAAAACCCGGGUUUUGAAAACCGGCCGGUUUACAUAACCGGCGAGAGCUACGCUGGAAAAUACGUUCCGGCCAUUGGUUACUACAUCCUUAAAGAAAAACCCAACGGGAAAGUGAAUCUAAUGGGCCUUGCCAUCGGAAACGGGCUGACCGACCCGGUGAUCCAGAUCCGGACCCACGCGGUCAACGCCUACUACUCCGGUUUGGUCAAUGCGAAACAGAGAGAGGCGCUGGAGAAAGCUCAAGAGACAUCCGUAGCUCUCGCGAAGGCUCAGAAAUGGCGCGAAGCAACGGAAGCUAGAACCGAGCUACUGACGCUGCUCCGCAACAUGACGGGACUCGCGACGCUAUACAACCAAGCGCGGAUGAUCCCGUACAGGACGGACCUCGUGGUGGAUCUCAUGAACCUUAGAGAGGCGAAAAAGGUUUUGGGAGUGAGCGAAACGGUGCGUUUUGAGGAAUGCAGCGAUGAGGUGGACGACGCUUUACGUGGAGACGUGAUGAAGAGCGUGAAGUUCAUGGUGGAGUACGCGUUGGAGAGAACCGACGUGUUGUUGUACCAAGGUAUGCUGGAUCUUAGAGACGGCGUCGUUUCGACGGAGGAGUGGGUGAAGACUAUGAAGUGGUCGGGGUUGGGUGCGUUUUUGAAGGCGGAGAGGAGGGUGUGGAAGGACGGGGAAGGUGAUCUCGCGGGUUAUGUUCAGAGGUGGGGGAAUUUGACGCAGGUGGCGGUUUCGGGAGCAGGGCAUCUUGUUCCGACAGACAAGGCUGUUAACUCGAGGGAUAUGAUCGAAGGUUGGGUUUUGGGGAAAGGUUUGUUCGGUGGUGGUGGUGGUGAUGUUGUGAAACAAACGUUAUCGUCUAGCUUUUUAGCAUAUUUAAAUUUGGAAUGAUCCAAAAUAAGAUUUUGGAUUGUACUAGCUGUGUAGUAGUGUGUUGUGUCUGAAUAAGAGUCUGAUUGAAACUGUACUUUAGAAAUAUGUUUUGUAUGGUCAACUGAUUAAACUGAUUUCAAAUUCAGUGUUUUCUGAAA